This is a messenger RNA of Trichogramma pretiosum, 938 nucleotides long. RefSeq names its product acyl carrier protein, mitochondrial (gene ND-ACP). Gene Ontology annotation, biological process: fatty acid biosynthetic process. Lineage: Eukaryota; Metazoa; Arthropoda; Insecta; Hymenoptera; Trichogrammatidae. The coding region runs from base 188 to 760 and encodes 190 amino acids. Gene Ontology annotation, molecular function: phosphopantetheine binding; acyl carrier activity; acyl binding. The record is from RefSeq and is a predicted model, not a curated record. Gene Ontology annotation, cellular component: mitochondrion. The transcript is spliced from 4 exons.
AAUUGACGAGCACCGCCACUAGAUAGUGCUUACGAUCGUGCAUGGCAUUUUUCCUACUGCUCGUUCAGUGUACUACGUGCACGACAAAUAGUCCAAGCCGUUUCUCGGUGUGUGUGUUCUUCUCUCGUGUUCGUUAGGCUAGCUCGCGCGAGUUGACUGCUGCUUGGCACAAGAGCAUCGUGUGAAAAUGGCGUCGUCAAUCAGAACGAUCCGUUUGUUAUCGCGGAGUACAGGAUUUUUCAGGAACUCUAGCUGUUGUCUUGCCUCAGCUCGUCUCGCAAAUGUCAGCGAGUUCAACCAAAGAUUUUUACAUACAAUCAAGCGAACAUCGUUGCCCGCUUUGACUCAGGUCAAUGGCCAGAGUGUCCGCAGCUAUAGCCACACAAUAGAAGAGAAACCUACACUGAAGGAAGUUCAAGACCGCGUUUUGAAAGUCGUCGCCGCAUACGACAAAGUUACAGCUGACAAGCAAGUCAAGCGGGUACGCCACUACAGUGAAAAACCACCGCUCACAGUUAAAUUUAUUACUGACCGCGUACUUUUGGUUCUAAAACUUUAUGACAAAAUAGAUGCUGAAAAGCUCACACUGGACUCUCACUUCAUGAAUGAUCUAGGCUUAGAUUCUCUUGAUCACGUUGAAGUGAUAAUGGCAAUGGAAGAUGAGUUUGGAUUUGAGAUUCCAGAUAUGGAUGCAGAAAGGCUAGUAACACCUGCUGCAAUAGCUCGUUAUGUUGCAGAUAAAGAAGAUAUUUAUGAAUAAUAAACACGUUUAUAAUUUUAAGUAAAAACUCAGUAAAGUUUAAAUACUUAAGAUAAUCUCAUAACAGUUGUUACCACAAUGUGGAUGAUUUGUGAAGCGAGGAGUUAGUGCUACUUAUUUGCUUUCCUGUAUAUAGAUCAAGAUCAUUAUAUUAAUAAAAUAUCAUGGAAAAUGAUUA